Loxodonta africana (African savanna elephant) is the source of this 1193-nucleotide messenger RNA. Its product is annotated as calcium homeostasis modulator protein 6-like. The transcript is spliced from 2 exons. The record is from RefSeq and is a predicted model, not a curated record. The coding region runs from base 97 to 1047 and encodes 316 amino acids. Gene Ontology annotation, molecular function: monoatomic cation channel activity. Lineage: Eukaryota; Metazoa; Chordata; Mammalia; Proboscidea; Elephantidae. Gene Ontology annotation, cellular component: plasma membrane.
CCCUAGUCCUCAGUCCACCCCUCUGCAUUUGAGGAACAGGGUAAGAAGGGGCAGAAGCUUCUGGGCCUGUCCAAGGAGCCGCAGUGUAGAAGGUCCAUGGAAAAGUUUCAGAAGGUGCUGGACCUAUACCAAAAGCACCACAGCGCAUUAGGCUAUGGCCUGGUGACCCUGCUGACAGCGGGCGGGGAGCGCCUCUUCUCCACCGUGGUGUUCUCCUGUCCCUGCAGUGCCACCUGGAACCUGCCCUAUGGCCUGGUGUUUCUACUGGUGCCAGCGCUCGCGCUCUUCCUCCUGGGUUACGUGCUGAGCGCGCGCACGUGGCGCCUGCUCACCGGCUGCUGUGCGCCAGGAGCCCGCAGGGGCUGCGGCGCGGGGCUACGCUGCACCCUGGUGUGCACACAGCUGAGUGCCGCCGCAGCGCUUGCGCCGCUUACCUGGGUAGCUGUCGCUCUGCUGGGGGGCGCCUUCUAUGAGUGCGCGGUCAGCGGGAGCGCGCCGUUUGCGAGGUUCCUGUGCCAGGGCCGCGACCCCAGCUGCGUGGCCCAGCUGCCGCUGGUGCCCUGCAAUCAGGCCAAAGAGUCCGAAGUGCAGAACCUUCUCAAGGAGCUUCGAGCUCAGUCACAGGUGCUGGGCUGGAUUCUGAUAGCAAUUGUUAUUAUCGUCCUUCUGAUUUUUACAUCUCUCUCUCGAUGCCUAUCUCCAGUUAGUUUUCUGCAGCUGAAAUUCUGGAAAAUCUAUUUGGAACAGGAGCAGAAGAUCCUUAAAACUCAAGCUACAGAGCAUGCAACCAUACUGGCAGAAGAGAAUGUUAAAAGUUUCUUCAAGGGUUCAUGUCCAAAGGAACACUACACCCCAGGAAUUAAAGACUGGCAACAGAUUUCAUCACUAUAUACUUUCAACCCCAAGGAGCAGUACUACAGCAUAUUGCACAAAUAUGUUAACAAAAGUGAGAAGAGUCAGAGUAUCAGAUCUGCAGAAGGAGAUGCCUUGUUUCCUGUUUUGGGCUUUGUAGAUUCGUCUGGUAUAAACAUCACUGCGGAGAUAUGACUUUAGUAAUGAAAAGAAAAAAAGUCCUUGGAAAUAUUGCUUCAUUUUUAAAAAUGAACAUUAGUUUUGCUUAUGAGUGCUUUUUUUUUGCCUUCUACAUUUUGAAAACAUACUAUUUUAAUCUGAAAUAAAAAUUUAGAGUUGAA